AUGGAAGAAGAAGAGGAGCCGGAGAUCUCACAUCCGUCCCAGCUCUGGGACGGCAAGCCACCGAAGCAGUUGACGUUGCGCUUGAUCAUGGAGCUGUCUCUGACCCCGGGAGAGCUGGGCGCCUACGACCAGAUGAGUGAGGAAGAAGCUUUGGAGCGGGUUCGAGUGCUGAAAUCGCUCCAUCUGCAGUGGCAGGGCUUCGCCGAAAUCUGCGGCCUGGAGCCCUUCGAGUGCGCGGAGGUUCUGUACCUUCAAGCAAACCGCAUCGAGCGCAUCGAGAACCUGGAGUGUAUGCCGAGGCUGCAGUUCCUCGCUCUGCAGUGCAACCGAAUUGCCGUCGUGGAGAACCUGCUCUGCCUGCCCGAUCUGGAGUUUCUGGACCUGUCGAGGAAUGAGAUCGUCCAGCUCGAUGUGAGGCAGCUCCCAAAGAAGAUCAACAUGCUGAACUUCCGGGGAAACGCCUGUGUGGAGGCUCCGGACUAUCUCCCAAGUCUCCUGGCGCACCUGCCUGACCUGAGCCGCCUGGACGGCGAGGAUCUGGAUGGGGCUGCCAACCCUGAGCCAGAAAAGAAGAUAGAGAUGGAGCCGCUUCCGUCGGGCUCCUCCGCCCUGGCCUCCUACUGGAUGCGGAAGAAUCUCCACGACGGCGUCGCGGCGGAUAUCAAGGACUGCAUUGAUGCAUACUCGGUGGAAGCCCUGGAGAAUUCCCAGGACUUCAGCCACAAGGUGCAAGAGGCCACUGCGCGAAGCCGAGCGCGACAAAAAGAGGCCAAAGGCUACAAGAGCAUCGAAAGCUCGUGA
Molecule: messenger RNA, 801 nt
Organism: Symbiodinium sp. CCMP2592
Lineage: Eukaryota; Dinophyceae; Suessiales; Symbiodiniaceae
Source: the annotation of a GenBank genome assembly